CGCGAGCCUUGGGCCCUUGAAUCAUGCGAUCAGACCGCACCAGUGGCCAACUGGGGCACUAAAUCUUCACGGUUCCCUGAAGCCACGAGGAAAUUUUUUUGUUCCCGCCUGUCGCUCUCCCCGCACACACGACCAUGCUACCUUGCGCUCAAUGAUAACGCCUCGGAGGUCUCCUUCGCCUGGCGCCCGUUAAUUAAUUUGCGUUCCGUCUUAUCUCGCUGCUACUAGACUGUCCGAGGCUACACCUGGCCCUACUUUAAUCUGCGGUUCCCUCUUUUGACUAUCGUCGCAGCUGUCGCCGAUCUUCUGCAGCUUUCGCAGCUCCCUCAACUUGCGCGUGGAUUCUUCAACAAUUCACGCGACAGAUAGCACUGUCUCAACACUAUGACAGCCGAGAACGUCUUGGACGGCAGAGCUCUCAGAGAGCCAGUCACCACGAACCCUUCACAGGAUGCCAUCAGAGGAUCCUCCGAUUUGGGGCCUCGAGGGACGGACGAGCACUUCAGAUACUCCAAGGAAGAGAUGACGGAGAAAAAGGCGAUACCGGAUUCGCAUCCCGUGGAUAGCACUAGUGAGCCAAGUGGACAAGAUGUCGAAGCAGGAGGGCGCAAGGCCGCUCUCAAAUCGCGGCUUCACCGUUAUUAUCGCCUUUAUUACAGGCAUUUCUUAUAUGCAGUGAUCUGGCUUUUGUUCACCGGGUGGUGGAUUACUGGCCUUAUUCUCUAUCGGAAGCUGGGCUGGGUCAUUCCGUUUCUGCUUUAUCUCGCCAUCACGCUUCGGCUCAUCUUCCUUUAUGUGCCAAUUUCAAUCCUCACGCGGCCAAUGCGUUAUGUGUGGAACAACACCGCGAGCCGAUUUGUUACUUUUAUACCCGAAUAUUUGCGCGUUCCAGCUGGCGCUUUAUUGACCAUUGCUGUCAUCCUAGUCGGCACCUUUGCGUCGGCCGAGGCGCCAGGAAACAAGAGAGAGGACCGCGCUGUUAGCUUAUUUGGUCUCGUGGUGUUCAUAUUUUGCCUCUGGCUUAGCUCCAGAAACCGGAGAAAGAUUAUCUGGCACACCGUCAUUGUGGGUAUGCUGGUUCAAUUCAUCAUCGCGCUUUUCGUUCUACGCACCCAAGUUGGUUUUGAUAUCUUCAACUUCAUCUCCACUUUGGCUCGCGAGCUCCUGGGGUUUGCACAGAAAGGUGUGGACUUUCUGACCGAUGAGAAUUUCAUCGAGGGCCACAACUAUUUCCUGGUAUCUGUUGUUCCAGCUAUUAUAUUCUUUGUUUCUCUUGUCCAGCUUCUUUACUACGCAGGCAUCCUACAGUGGGCCAUCCGCAAACUCGCAGUGUUCUUCUUCUGGGCCAUGCGCGUCUCCGGCGCUGAGGCUGUGGUAGCAGCAGCCUCUCCAUUCAUCGGCCAAGGAGAAUCUGCUAUGCUGAUCAAGCCCUUUAUCCCCCACUGCACCAUGGCUGAGAUUCACCAAAUCAUGUGCUCCGGUUACGCCACUAUUGCAGGUUCCGUCCUAAUCGCCUAUAUCCAGCUGGGCGUCAGUGGACAGGCGCUUGUCUCGUCCUGUGUAAUGAGCAUUCCUGCGUCCCUCGCAUGUUCAAAACUGCGGUGGCCUGAGGAGGAAGAAACUCUCACAGCCGGCCGCGUUGUCAUCCCUGAGGAACAAGAAGAUAAACCCGCAAAUCUCCUCGAUGCAUUCUCCAAGGGCGCUUGGCUCGGUAUCAAGAUUGGCGGCAUGAUCACCGCCACCCUCCUCUGCAUCAUCUCCCUUAUCGGCCUCAUCGACGGCCUCCUCACUUGGUGGGGGCGUUAUCUGGGCAUCAACAACCCUCCGCUAACCCUCGACCUUAUCGUCGGGUACAUUUGCUAUCCAAUUGCCUUCCUCCUCGGCGUUUCACGCGAGGGCGACGACAUUCUCAAGGUCGCAAAGCUCAUUGGCCUCAAACUCGUCGCUAACGAAUUUGUUGCCUACAAAAAACUGAUCGAGGACGAGGACUACCAAGACCUCUCGGCCCGCUCCCAGAUCAUUGUUACUUACGCCCUCGCCGGCUUCGCAAACAUCGGCUCCCUGGGUAACCAAAUCGGUGUGCUUGCACAGCUCGCACCCAGCCGAUCAGGCGAUGUAUCGCGCGUCGCCGUCUCCGCUAUGCUUACCGGUGCACUCAGCACAUUCACUUCUGCGGCAAUCGCGGGCCUUCUUAUCCAGAACGAUGAGCAGUAUCUUUCAUAGUUCUGGUGCUGUUUUUGUUGUCUUUCGGGUUCGAUUCGUUUCGGUCUGACUUUGGAGUUGUUGUGGCGGAUUGUAUAUAAGGCGGCUGGGUCCGGCCCUAUCUUGUGACAAUAUAUGAUAUUUCAUCUUUGAGAGGAUUUUUCUGUGUUAAUAUCUAUAUUAUCUAUGUCAAUCCCUGUGUAUUGGGUUUCUCUUACUGUAUGUAUGGAUUGGGGGAAACAAUACCUUUUGCCUUAUUCAACGAGUGAGGUCGAGAGGAUAUGAUACCCAUUUUGGAAUAUUGAUUUACCAGAGGCUUUUGCCGAUUUCAUCGACCUUCCUGAACAAAAUACUUAUUCGCUAAAUAGUGAUAAUUGCCCCCAGAAAUUAUCCGAAGAUAGUAAAGUAUCCAUCACUCAUACAUACAUACAUACAUACAUACAUACAUACACGCG
Aspergillus versicolor CBS 583.65 is the source of this 2657-nucleotide messenger RNA. RefSeq names its product NupC/NupG family nucleoside CNT transporter. Bases 385 to 2223 code for a protein of 612 amino acids. The transcript is spliced from 4 exons. NCBI's taxonomy places the organism in Eukaryota, Fungi, Ascomycota, Eurotiomycetes, Eurotiales, Aspergillaceae. Gene Ontology annotation, biological process: nucleoside transmembrane transport. Gene Ontology annotation, cellular component: membrane. Gene Ontology annotation, molecular function: nucleoside transmembrane transporter activity; symporter activity. The record is from RefSeq and is a predicted model, not a curated record.